Messenger RNA from Hypoxylon trugodes, 4442 nucleotides. RefSeq names its product Rho GTPase activation protein. The record is from RefSeq and is a predicted model, not a curated record. Bases 253 to 4086 code for a protein of 1277 amino acids. NCBI's taxonomy places the organism in Eukaryota, Fungi, Ascomycota, Sordariomycetes, Xylariales, Hypoxylaceae. Gene Ontology annotation, biological process: regulation of GTPase activity. The transcript has a single exon.
AACAACAAUCGCAUUGCCCUUCUAGAAUGCCCAUCCACCGAUGGAAGCUUGUGAACGAAAUAUACUCGGCCUGCGAUUUAUGACAGACGACCCUCCCGUGCGAAUCCAGCUCGCGCCGUCUCACUCGCGAAAGAGAUAGAUGGGCGCGAUAGCUACCUGCAUACACAUGUGACCAGAGGACACGACAUCAAUACAUUUUCCCCAUAUGCGCGAGACGGGCCCGAGACUCAAUGCUCCAAUUCAUACGCCUCCAUGCAUUCGAAACAACGAGUUCGCGGUAUCACCCCGCCCCAGGAGGUGGAUGAGGAUACUCACAGCGACCAUAUCGACAACCUCGCAGACUGGUCGGUAGCUACAGCAGGAGAUACACUACCGCUGGGCGCGGAAUGGGACGCUAGUAGUAACAGUAGUAACGCACGCACGGCUUUUAGGCCCACCGUCAACGUACAGCCAAAUACUAUAAGGACAGUUACACCUGAUCCCGGUGAGAAUGGCCACGCCACAGACGCAAACAACAUUGCACAAGCGACCCGAGGAUAUGGUACCGCCUCGCCCCAGCAGAGUUCGCCCAGAUCCAUCCCCGGUGGGGAAAGAAGAAGGCAAGGCAUGGUAUUUCAUGAUGCUUUUAACGACUCUUUAGAAAAUGCCCCCGCGACUCAACAGUCGCAACAACAUCAAAAAGCUACCCUCAGACCACGCACGCAUACAAUGGAUGGUGCGCUCGCUGCGCGACAGCAUGCUACGGCUUCUCCAAUCGAUGGCAGACAUAGAGUAGGAUCUUUUUCAUCUUCGGGUUCGCAACCUUUCCAGGUAGACGUUGAAGUUCGCCCUCCGCCGACCGUGCUCGAAUCCGUGGGCUACCCAUCAGUCGCACCAACUAGGCCCCCAGACCUAAAAAUUACACCAUCUUCAAGCAAAGAGAAAAAGUCCUCCAAUAGGCGCCUGAUAAAACGCGGCUCUUCCCGGCCUACAUCUCCUGCAGUAUCUAUGCCGCCUUCUGUGGAUUCAUUACCGCUGCCAAUUCCCACAGAAGAUGCGAACAAAAUUCUUUUGUUAAUGAAGACAUUGUGUGGUCGCAUGAAAGGCGAAAUUGAAUACCAAGCCGAACAAAAUGGCCCUUGGUACGCGGGAACAUGUUACAUUGACGAAGAUCGAGGAAGUUUGUUAUUCGACUCUGGCCAGAACGGACCGUUCCACAUUCCAGUAGUUGCCGAUCUUCGUGGGUGCAGGGUUCUCCCCAUUGACCUUCCCGACGACAAAGGAAAGUGCCUGGAAAUUCUAAACAAUAAAAUGGGUGUUGAACUGUUACUACGACCCGUUCUAGUUGAGGAAUUCGACUUAUGGCUUGCCAGCUUACUUUGCUGGCAACAAUUACGUCCCAGUACAGUGAAAUUCGCCAACGGCAGAGGCAAUAAUUCUCCAGGUCCCGGUCGAUCGGAAAUGAGAAGACGAGGCUCCUCAACUGUAGGCGGUUCGUCUUCAAAAGACGCAGCCAUAAUCAAAGUCGGCAAGGUGAUGCUGUGGGACAAAGGCACUGCUACAUCGCCCCGCGCUAUCGUGAAACGACCAUCCACCCGAGAUCUUCGCUCAGGCCUGACGUCGUGGAGGAGAGUGUCGUGCAUCCUGCAAGAUAAUGGCGAGUUCAAAUUGAUGACCGAAAAUGACGUGGCAGUGCUUUCGAUUAUCGAAUUAUCGCAGCUCUCGCGUUGUGCUAUUCAACAGUUGGACAGAUCUGUCUUAGAUGAAGAAUACUGCAUUGCCAUCUUCCCUCUAUAUUCUACGUCAUCCAAACAACUUUCGAUAUUCCGACCUGUCUAUCUCGCGCUAGACUCUCGAGUCCUCUUCGAAGUUUGGUUCGUGCUCCUACGAGCAUUCGCCGUCCCGGAUCUAUACGGAUUGGAAGGAGCCACAGAUCAGGUAACUGAGAUUCGAGAGUUUGACAAAGAAUUCGACGGGCAAUUGUUCCGCUUAGAAAAGACCAUUCAUCUUAGAGUCACGGAAGCGAAAAUAAGGAAAACAGCUAUGCCAUCCGAUCUCCACGAACGCCAUUCCAAAGAGCGAGAUCCCUUGAAUGGUAAUUAUCUCGCCGAGGUGAUUUUAGACGGCGAGGUUCGGUCACGCACUACGACUCAGACCGAUACGAAGAAUCCAUUCUGGCGAGAAUCGACUCAGUUCACCGAAUUACCUACCGCAUUACCAGAAUUGGUUGUUAUUUUAAAGCGAGUCGAUGGGAAUAUAGAAAAUCUUAGCCAUCAGCUACAAGCAUCCUUAGGUUUACCCAAGACGAGCAACUUGACGGAAAUACAAUGCGGAUCGGUGGAUAUACCCCUAGAUAAAUUGGAACGAGCUAAGGAUCAUGAGCAAUGGCUUCAGAUUUACGACGAAAAACAAGAAAGCAUCGGAAGCAUGUUUGUCAAGGUCAAUCAUGAUGAGCUGGUUGUCCUUGGAACAAAGGAUUACGAACCUCUAUCCGAACUCCUUCACAAGUUCAGCGUCGGAUUGACGAGCCAGAUCGCUCUGGCUAUACCCUCGGCCAUGCGACGACUGGCAGAACUGUUCUUGAAUAUUUUCCAGGUAUCCGGGAGCUCUAGCGAGUGGCUCAUGGCUCUCGUCGAGGAAGAAAUCGAUGGAAUAGGAAGCCAGAACAGCGUAAAGAGGCUGCGGUUUAGUCGGCGAUUAAAGUCAAACGAGUCCUCAAACUCUGCAAGCGACCGAGAUCAACUCAUGCGCGACAUGAAGUCCCUAGCUGGGGAAGCCAACCUUCUAUUCCGAGGUAACUCUUUGCUCACCCAGGCUUUGGAGUUCCACAUGCGUCGUCUCGGAAAGGAAUACUUGGAAGAGAUCCUCGCGGACAAGAUCUUUGAGAUUAACGAACUCAAUCCGGAUUGUGAAGUGGAUCCGAGCAGAAUCCAACAUGGCGAUGAUAUACAACAGCACUGGAACCAGCUUUUACAAUUGACAACCGAAGUGUGGGAGUGCAUUUUGGACUCUGCGACAAAAUUACCUCUUGAACUCCGACAAAUUCUCAAAUAUGUUCGAGCUGUCGCGGAAGACCGCUACGGCGAUUUUCUCCGCACCGUCAAUUACACAAGUGUCUCGGGUUUCUUGUUCCUCCGUUUCAUCUGUCCAGCGAUCCUAAACCCGAAGAUCUUCGGACUUCUACGAGACAAUCCACGAGCUCGGGCUCAGCGUACCCUAACGCUUAUCGCGAAAGGACUCCAGGCUCUAGCGAAUUUGUCCACAUUCGGCAAGAAAGAGAGCUGGAUGGAACCAAUGAACAAAUUCUUGACUAUCCACAGGCAACCCUUCAAAGAUUAUAUCGAUCAGAUGUGUUCGAUACCACCUGAGCGCAGUACCGGCCCAAUUGUUUCUGCCUCGUACUCUACCCCAAUCACAAUACUUGGUCGUUUAUCUCCGGUAUCUCGAGAAGGCUUUCCGUCGCUGCCAUACUUGAUUGAUCAUCCUAGGAAUUAUGCAGCCUUGGUCAAGCUUUGGCUCGAGUCUAGUCGCAAGUCAUCCGUCGCAGAUCCUUCGGAUUUCGAUGCUGAAUUGGCAGAAUUCCACCUUAUCUGUGUAGACCUUCAAAGGCGCUCCGAUGAAUGCCUUGCUAGGAUUGAGGCUAUUCGUGUCUCAGAAAACGAGUCAAUAGCUACAGAGGACCUGCCUGAGGCUCUUGAAAGAGCAACCCUCAUAGAUUCAGUCAAUCUAACUUAUGGAAAUCCCGCGUCAUGGAUGGAAAAUGACCUUAACCGCCCGCCCGGGUCAUCCGGAAGUGAGGUGGAAGGUGGAGAUCGGUCAGCAUCAUUCCGGAAUUUUAGUCGUGAGGGAAGGCCCCUUCGCCAAGUAUCGGAGAGUAUAGACAUCUCGAAUCCAAUGAGUACAAUACGGGCAAAGGCUGGGCAUGUGAGGAACCCUCGCAGUUUCCUUCAUGGAUUGAUUACUGGUAAAAAGGAAAAGGGAAAGGAAACGGCUAGUUCGCCGUCAACGGUGCGGGAAAAGAGCAGGGACAAGGAGGAGAAAGGCAGCAGGAGUAUACUUGGAAGCUUUUCAGAAUCUUGGCAGAGCGACACAAGCUCGAGGCACUAGUCAUGCCUUAACCUUUCUGAACCGUGCCCGCGAGUGAAUUCGCGUAUCCGACGAUCAUUAUUGGGGCCGCCAAAACGUACCAGAUCCCGAUUGACGAAACGACCUCCCGGUCCAAGAGCAGAGGGGCUGCCCGGCAUCCUGGGACUCAGGAAAAGGAACCGGCCAAGGAGUGUUGUUAUCAUCGGGUCGCCUCGUGGGAAAUUAGAGACAUAGACAGAGUGAACCCGGGGGUUGGCUGGCUUGGAAUAUAGUGGCACCCCUUCGAUCACGUUAUCCAACGAAGACUCAUUUUUUUUAUUUAUCGCCUGUGACCCUAUCCCCUGUCCUUUUCUUAAACCAAAAGGAAGGCAGAGAGU